Molecule: messenger RNA, 2291 nt
Organism: Erigeron canadensis
Lineage: Eukaryota; Viridiplantae; Streptophyta; Magnoliopsida; Asterales; Asteraceae
Product: lipid phosphate phosphatase 2-like
Exons: 9
Coding region: 990-2048 (352 amino acids)
Biological process (GO): phospholipid metabolic process
Molecular function (GO): phosphatidate phosphatase activity
Source: RefSeq, a predicted model, not a curated record
AAUAAUAUCCCCACUUAUAUUGUUGGAACUUGGAAAAGUUUUCAUCUUUAUAUAUAACUAGCAGGGUUGUGAUCAUUCGAAAACUACAAUUUGUGUGAAAAUCAGAAGACUGGCCACUGUGAUUUGAAACUUUACACAAUGUGUUUAUAGCUGCCCACCACCAACACCAUUGCCGGAAAUUGUGGUACGGUACGGGCGAAGCUCUUAAUCGAAUGGUUGCCAGAGAGGCUUCGCCUUUCUCGGUAGCCAACCUUGAGGCAUUUAUAAAGGGGUUGGAAGCCAUAUAGGAAUGGUGUGGAUUUGAUGAGCCGCGAUCCAAGAGAUAGUGUGGUGGUUUACUGCCAUGGCUCGCCGGAGGAGGAGCAAAGAGAGAGAUGAUGGUGGUGGUUGUGAGCAGCUAUAAACACAUUGUGUUAACUUUCAAAUCACGGUGUGUUUGGCCAGUUUUUUGGUUUUCACACAAAUUUUAGUUUUCAAAUGAAGAUUUCGUAUAACUAACAAGAGUAAUAAUAAUGGCAAAUAUUCCCAAUCUAGUGAUUGUUAUGAUAUUAGAUUAGUUAGGGUGUUGGCAUCACCCGGAUUAAAGGCGAGUGGUUGGUCAAACCACUAGCGGAACACCGCCGCCGACGGUGAACCACACAUGGGUGGGGGAAAUCGGGUGGAACUUCCACUCGCAUGGAACUUAAGGCCUUGGUGACCGUUACACAUUUUUUGACCGUAUGCAACUUACUUUUUUUUUUAACCCCUUUUAUCUAUUUAAACACACUUUUACGUACCCAUUCAUUCAUGCAUACAUAUUUAUAUUCACACAUUCAUAUUUACACACAUUUACCCAUUCAUUCAUCCACACAUUUCACUCCAAACAUGGCAAACAACAAUGAAAAUAUGACUCUGUGGAAUGUAAAAAUGUCGAUUGCAAAGACACAUGAACAACAACGACAGACACCGAUCUGUAGUCAACAACGUCAUUCAGAGCAUGUCUGAAAACAAUGCGGCUUACCAAGCCCAGAUCAACCGACUUGAAGCUCCCAAUCGGGUUCUUAACCGCAACGAAAGAUGCAGCAAACAAGCGGGGUAAACACCUUUAUUCCUCCUUAAUAGAUGACUCUAUGGCAGAGAGUAGAAUAAGGGAGGGACAGUUGGUAACUCAUACAGUGAGAUCUCAUGGGAUGGCAGUGGCAAGGAAUCACAUCUAUGAUUGGUUGAUUCUUAUGAUAUUGGCGGUCAUAAUGAUUGUUCUAAACUGUAUCCCUCCUUUCUAUCGUUUUGUGGGAAAAGACAUGAUGACUGAUCUUAAGUAUCCUUUUAAGGAUAACACUGUGCCAUUGUGGACUGUUCCGGUAUAUGCAGUAUUGUUUCCAAUUGCCGUCUUUCUGGCCUUCUAUUUUUGUAGAAGAGAUGUCUAUGAUCUUCAUCAUGCCAUAUUAGGGCUUUUAUUUUCCGUUUUAAUAACUGGAGUUAUAACGGAUGCUAUAAAAGAUGCAGUUGGUAGACCUCGACCAGACUUUUUUUGGCGUUGUUUUCCAGAUGGAAAAGAUUUUUAUGAUCAAAUGGGAAAUGUUAUUUGUCACGGCAACAGCAAUGAUGUAAGAGAAGGCCAUAAGAGUUUUCCGAGUGGACAUACUUCAUGGUCUUUUUCGGGUCUUGGAUUCUUGUCACUCUAUCUAUGCGGAAAAAUAAGAGUUUUUGACUGUAAAGGCCAUGUUGCAAAGCUAUGCUUGGUCUUUUUGCCAUUACUUGUUGCAUCUCUUGUUGGCGUUUCUCGUGUAGAUGAUUAUUGGCAUCACUGGCAGGACGUAUUUGCAGGAGGUCUAAUAGGUAUUUCCAUUGCUACAUUUUGCUAUUUACAGUUUUUUGCACCACCAUAUCAUGAAGAAGGUUGGGGACCUUAUGCAUAUUUCCGGGCUCAAGAAGAGUCUCGUUCACAUUCUCAAGAAUGUGGACCUUCGGCUACCCAAAACAACAUGCUCUCUGAAGUUCAAGUAACAGAGUCUUCAUUAGAGAAUCCCCGAUCAACACUUGAUGAUCCUGAAUCUGGUAUAAGGUAGUCUUACUAUCUUUCUAUAUUUUGGAAGUAUAAACUUGAAUCAACGGUGAAGAAAUGAACAGAAUUUGUACAAUUGAUUGUAACGUAGGUUGUGGUAAUCGUAACUGAAUGUACACCAAGUUCACACCUUAUUCACAAACACUCUUUAUCUUUAGGAAAGUUACAUCUAACACUCAACCUUUAUCUUUAUGCCGUUUGGCCGUUGUAUCUUACAUACAACUAGAUUGUCCGUUCAUUCUUUUUU